Suillus fuscotomentosus is the source of this 1747-nucleotide messenger RNA. RefSeq lists its product as uncharacterized. Gene Ontology annotation, biological process: canonical NF-kappaB signal transduction. The record is from RefSeq and is a predicted model, not a curated record. Bases 463 to 1479 code for a protein of 338 amino acids. The transcript has a single exon. NCBI's taxonomy places the organism in Eukaryota, Fungi, Basidiomycota, Agaricomycetes, Boletales, Suillaceae.
CAUUUAUUUCCGUUGUGCUUCUCUUCUCAAGCUAUAUACAGAUCUGGUCAGACUCGAGGCAGCAUCAAUUAAAGGAGACUCAGCAGAGUACGUUAACGACUCUGGAUUCUGCUCUAUGUAAAGGAACUAGGGAGUUAUUUAUGUAGGUGUACUCCUGGAUCUCACGCUUGUAGGGAAGUUGUGUAUCGGACGAUGUUGUCACUAUUAGGGUCAAGACACUUAUGCUGGAGAAUGUGAUCAGAAUUCAAGCACGCGGUGACUGCAUCAAAACAGGAAAGUCCAAUGAAGUGGCAACGUGUUCAGCCCAAACGAAAACGAGGUAAACACACGCUCUCGGAUAUGUUCAAUUACUCCAGGCUUUCUACACGCCCUCACUCGCGUCUAUCGUCAGGUCAAGGUGGUAAACUGAUAUAACGCACCACAUUCAUCUUUACGUCCUUCCAAUCUAACCUGCGUCAGAUAAUGGACUCAGACUACAUACAUCACAUCCGCCCCAGGGCAAUUAGCAGUCCUCACCAUCCUAAUUCGCUUCCCCAACACAGGUGUGCCAAAGUAGCUGAGCUACCGGUCUCCCCAUCACCAGCAUCCCGACUACACUUUCCGCGGCAUGAAGAUCGGAGUUGUCCACAUGAUUAUACCAGCGCUCGUCCUGUCCAAUGGAAACGCAUAAAUCCUCACGCGCUGGCAUGCGUCAAGGAGCAGGAGCACUACAUGCAUAGCAGACAUGAGAACCCAACAGAGCAAUGGGUGAACGAUCAGAUCCACUUGGCAAGCCGGCCAACCCAUGAGCGCCACUGGAUGAAGCCCGCGGAAACGGAGGAACUUCGACAUAGAAUGCGAGAUGAAUUCCUAUACGAAUACGAGGUGGAAGCGCAUGGGUGGAUGUCAUAUGAAGAAGAUAUGAGACGAAGAAUGCGGGAGCGCGAGGAGGAGAAGAACCGCCUGAUACAAAACGAAGUUAGACGAAUCCAAGCCCGCGUUCGCCAGCGGAGAGACAGCGAAAGACAUGUUAUUGCUGAAGAGCGAAGACGGGAAGCUGAGAGGGCGAAGGAAAGAGUGAUGAGGGAGCAGGCGAGGCUGGAACGAGCAACAAUGGAUGCUUGGAAUGUGUACGAGUUGCGAUGGGUAGCGCUAUCCGCUGCAUAUGACGGAAUCGUUCUAAAAUUCCGUGAUAUCCCGUGGCCACUACUUAUUCCUCCGCUGACUCCAAGUGAAAUCACUGCGGAGGGAAUCGCGGCAUUUAUUUUGUCGACGGCCCAUUCCCCAGAGCAGUCCCCGAAAGAGAGGAUACGCGCUGCUCUCCUCCGCUGGCACCCAGAUCGAUUCUAUCGAGUGCUGGGGAGAGUGCGAGAAUCGGAGAGGAAUGCUGUCGAGGAAGGUGUAGGGAUUGUGGUUCGAUGCCUGAACGAUCUUCUAACAAAGGAUAACAAGGCCUCCCAUAUGGUAAGCACCGUUCCUCAUCAGAAGUUCCAAAGCUAGCACUGCAGUCUGCUCACGGCCAGUCCACUGCAGGCUAGACGAGGAUCGAGGUUAUGAGUGAACCUAUUGCACGACGCUGGCGGAGUCGCAACUUGGGGUCAGCUCCUAUACCUUGACGCAUUCUACACUGUACAACAGCAAAGGGCGUUCAAGUUCCUGUUAAUAAAGUGUUUCUUCAUAAUAGACUCCAACAUUAAUUUUCUGAGGCAAGGUCUGAAUCUGAAGCUUGAAGCCAGGAGCGAAACCCCGAUGACAUUGCAUAAUCAAG